Molecule: messenger RNA, 474 nt
Organism: Danaus chrysippus (African queen)
Lineage: Eukaryota; Metazoa; Arthropoda; Insecta; Lepidoptera; Nymphalidae
Source: the annotation of a GenBank genome assembly
AUGGCUACUGUACAGUCAUCGCCGGAUAUUAGUUUAGCAUCCCCUUUACCAGUGAAGCAGGAGGCGAGCGAAAUAGACAUUAUGGCGCUGACCAUGGCCGCUCUCCGGCUGGUUAGCCCGUGGUCGGUGGAGAAGAAGCCUAAAUGGUCAUCAAAAAUAGUACCGGGAGCCCCAGAAGCGAGGGACCGUAUUCUAACUCUCGCAGAGAUCUCCCAUCACGACACUAGAGACGACUGCUGGGUUGUUAUAUACGACCGGGUCUACGAUAUAUCGACUUUCUUAUACGAGCAUCCCGGUGGUGAUGAGAUAAUGCUAGAGUAUGCAGGCCGGGACGCCAGUACUGCCUUUAGAGGCUCGGGUCAUUCAAAAAUGGCGCUAAAAGCGUUAGAUCGCUUCUUAAUUGGAGAGCUUCCUAUGCACGAGAGAAUGUACCGCAGGCCAGGCGGGAUACGACUCAGCGAUAUACCAGAAUAA